Molecule: messenger RNA, 2388 nt
Organism: Mercenaria mercenaria
Lineage: Eukaryota; Metazoa; Mollusca; Bivalvia; Venerida; Veneridae
Product: retinol dehydrogenase 12-like
Exons: 7
Coding region: 81-1088 (335 amino acids)
Source: RefSeq, a predicted model, not a curated record
UAUAAGUAAAAUAAAUUAUAUUUUCUCCAUUCCUGCUUUACCCAAGGGGAAAGUACUCUUAGAGGAAGAAUUUUUUGACGAUGGAAACAUAUUCAGAUGCAUGUGAUUUUAUACAAGAUCACAAAGUUGCAUUAGCGUGUAUAGUGACUACAGCAUGCAGUUUAAUUGCUUUCAAAAAAUUCAUGGCUGGUGGGGUAUGCAGGAGCAAGGCUCAUAUGAAUGGCAAAACAGUGCUUAUAACUGGAGCUAAUACAGGGAUAGGCAAGGAGACAGCUAGAGACCUGGCACACAGAGGAGCUCGAGUUUUACUAGCAUGUCGUGAUGUAACAAAAGCGGAGAGAGCAGCUGAAGAUAUCAGAAAGUCAACUGAAAAUGAAAACGUAGUUGUGUAUAUUCUUGACCUUGCCUCACUUAAGUCUGUCCGCCAGUGUGCAAAUGAAGUCCUAACUAAAGAAACCAGACUGGAUGUCCUCAUUAAUAAUGCAGGUGUAAUGUGGACACCAAACGUAAAGACAGCUGAUGGUUUUGAUAUGCAGUUCGGAACAAAUCACCUUGGACAUUUCUUAUUUACAAAUCUCUUACUGGAUCUAGUGAAGAAAUCAACACCAAGCAGAAUCAUCAAUGUGUCUUCCUUGGCUCAUAUAAGAGGAAAGAUAAAUUUUGAUGAUCUAAAUAGCGAGAAAGGUUUUUCAACUAUGAAAGCAUAUGCUCAGAGUAAAUUGGCAAAUGUUCUAUUUACAAGGGAAUUGAGUAAACGUUUACAAGGAACAAAUGUGACUGCUAAUUCUUUACAUCCUGGAGUUGUGGCUACAGAGCUUGUCCGAUUCAUAGACAAUUAUGUUUUGCCAGUGAGAACAUUUAUCAACUUGAUGUAUUACGGCCUAGUGAAACACUUAAACAAAACACCAGUCCAGGGAGCCCAGACCACUAUAUAUUGUGCUGUGGACCCUGGCAUAGAGAAUGUCUCUGGAAAAUAUUUCAGUGAUUGUGCUAUCAAGGAAGAAGCCCCACAAGCUCAAGAUGAUGAAGCUGCUGCGAGAUUGUGGAAAGUCUCUGAAGAAAUGGUUGGGCUUACACAGAAAUCUUAAUCAGGAAAAAAGCCUGACCGCUUAGCUCAGAAGGGAGAGCAUUGGUCUACAGAUCGCAGUGUCGGGAGUUCGAUCCCCGGACAGAGCGUAUGUUCUCUUUGACGAUUUGAUAAAAAACAUCAUGUCUGAAAUCAUUCAUCCUCAACCUCUGAUUCAUGUGGGGAAGUUGACAGUUACUUGUGGAGAACAGGUUUGUACUGGUACAGAAUCCAGGAACACUGGUUAGGUUAACUGCCCGCCAUUACAUGACUGAAAUACUGUUGAAAAAUGGCAGUAAACCCAAAACAAACAAACAAAUAAUCAGAAAAAAAACAGAAAAAAGUCAUUGGGAUUAUGAACCGUAAAAUAUGAUUUUGAUAUUGGGACAUUCAUUAACAUCAGUAGCAGGUUUAAAAGAUUAAGUGGUCAAGCAGAUAUCAGGUAGACCUCAGUUUAAAGUAUUUUUAUCUGGGAAAUAGUGCCUUGGUAUAUUCUGAUAACACUUUUAUAGUCAGUAUUUUUGUUUUGGUUUACUUUUUCUAAUGUGCAGGAAUAUUUUCAUUUGCAUGACAAUCAUAAUGGAGACUGCCGAUUUCUUUUUUACCAAAAUGUUAAUUGUAUGCCCAACAUAUUUAAAUGUUUAUAUACCAGUUUUGACAUUUUAUACCGGUGUUUGACAAAUUUUUGGUGGGGAGGAGGCACUUAAAUUUGCCUUCUGUCCAGAUGUCCAUCCAUCCGUCUGUCUGAAUUUGUGUUAUAAGCGCAUCUGAAAAGAUAUACCUAGAGUCAUGAAACUGUAUAGGAAUAUUCUUCAGCAUGGGAAGUUGUGCACUUGGCGUUUUGUUGGGGAUUUUAGCCGGCAGUUCCCCAGAUAUGGCGCUUGACUUAGUCAAAAAUAUGCAUAAAAGGCCUAAAAGUUGUGUUGCGCAUAUCUUAAACAGUAUUUGACCUAGAGUCAUGAAACUGUGUAGGAAUGUUGUUUAUUUAUUGUGAAGUUAAGCAUUUUCAGUAACAUUCAGGAUUCCCCUACCCUUCCCCAUCCCAGGUCAGAAAAAAAUGCUUACUACCUUCAGUUUUUUUGUGUUAUUUGAUGAUGUUUUAUGGACAGUCAACCCUACCAACAGGUGAUAUUAAAUUGAACUUAGUCGAGCAUUGUCAGCCAUAUGGUGAUAGUAAGUGGGGGCACCAGUGUCCAACACAUAUCUGGUUAAUAGUGUUCACUGUUGCAUUGCAUUUCAAACAAACCUUUUGUACUAUUUUUUAAACAUUUAUAAAACCUAGGGGUAUUGUUAUAUAAUAACAAUAAAUUUGAUAGACUGUU